AUGAUUGAAUCAUCAAGGAAAAACUACAUACACAGCGACCAAGAGAAAUUAAGGUGUGAGAUGUACAAGGGAGUAAAGGAAACAGUACUGAAUGGAGAAACAACGCCGUCAUCAUGUGGCAAGCGUAUAAUAUUGCCUUCAUCAUUCACAGGAGGACAUGGAUAUAUGAUACAAAACUAUCAGGAUGCAAUGGCAAUAUGUAUGGCUGUUGGUUAUCCAGACCUCUUCAUAACCUUCACGUGCAAUCCGAAGUGGCCUGAUGUUGAAGAUUUUUUGAAUAAUAGAGAGUUAAAUCCACAAGAUCGACCCGAUAUUUGGUAUACAAUUGAAUUCCAGAAACAUGGGUUACCACAUGCAUACAUUCUACUAUUCUUACACAAGGAUGACAAAUUUCCCACUGCCGAAGAUAUUGAUAAGAUUAUAUCAGCUGAGAUACCCGAUAAAGAGACAGACCCUGAAUACUUUGAUGCAGUCGAAAAGCACAUGAUGCAUGAUCCUUGUGGAGUGGCAAAGAAAGAUUCACCAUGUAUGGAAAAUGCUAAAUGCAUUCGACACUUCCCUAAGAGGUUUGUUGAGAGUACUACUAUCGACGAUGAUGAUUACCCGUCAAGAUCUAUUAAGUAUUUGUUCAAAUAUGUGAAUAAAGGUCAUGACCGUGUAACGGCUUCAUUUUAUAAAAGUGCUGCAGACAAAGAGAACAUGGAUGACUAUGAUGAAGUCACCAACAAGAUCUACUCAGAAGCAAGGUCGCUAACUUAUGCAGAAUUCCCUAUACAUUUUGUGUGGAAGGCAAAGGAAAGUGUGUGGUUGCCUCAGAAGAGCCAUGCUGUAAUUGGAAGAAUCUUCUUUGUGCCUCCUGGAUCUGGUGAGAGAUAUUACCUAAGGCUACUACUCAAUUACGUUAGGGGAUCAACUUGCUAUGAAGACAUUCGAACUAUAGAUGGUGUUGUAUACUCAUCAUUCAAAGAUGCAUGUUAUGCACGUGGUCUUUUAGAUGAUGAUAAGGAAUAUGUUGAAGCAAUAGUGGAAGCAAGUUAUUGGGGGUCAGACCUGAACAUGUAUGGGAAGAAACAUGCACUUUAUUAUGUGAUGACAUACUUCAUAGACACAGGAGACUACUCGAUAAUCAAGGCAAAGGAAAGUGUGUGGUUGCCUCAGAAGAGCCAUGCUGUAAUUGGAAGAAUCUUCUUUGUGCCUCCUGGAUCUGGUGAGAGAUAUUACCUAAGACUACUACUCAAUUACAUUAGGGGACCAACUUGCUAUGAAGACAUUCGAACUAUAGAUAGUGUUGUAUACUCAUCAUUCAAAGAUGCAUGUUAUGCACGUGGUCUUUUAGAUGAUGAUAAGGAAUAUGUUGAAGCAAUAGUGGAAGCAAGUUAUUUGGGGUCAGCGUUAGUCCUCAUAGAGGAUGAGAUCAAAGAUUUGACCCUAAUGGAGAUUGAGAAUAUACUUAACAAAUACAACAAGAGUCUAAAAGAUUUUCCACCAAUGCCUAUGCCAGAUACAAACCAAUGUAACAAUUUACUGUAUCCCAAUGGCAUGAAUAGGUUAAUUUGCGAUGAACUCAGAUACGAUCGGCAGAAACUAGCUGCAGAGCAUGUAACCUACUUAGGACUAUUAACUGAUGAACAAAAAGAAGUAUAUAACGAAGUCAUUACUACAGUUCAAACCGGGAAAGGUGGAGUAUUUUUCCUUUAUGGGUACGGUAGGACAGGAAAAACGUUUGUUUGGAAGACACUAGCAUCUGCAUUGAGGUCUAGAUCACAUAUUGUUCUAACAGUUGCAUCUAGUGGGAUAGCAUCACUUUUGUUGCCUGGAGGCAGGACAGCUCACUCACAUUUUGCAAUACCACUUAACAUAGAUUAA
This is a messenger RNA of Arachis ipaensis, 1866 nucleotides long. Lineage: Eukaryota; Viridiplantae; Streptophyta; Magnoliopsida; Fabales; Fabaceae. The record is from RefSeq and is a predicted model, not a curated record.